UUUCCUUUCUUUUUUUCUGCCUCUUUUUUUUUUUUUUCUCUUUUCUUUUCCUUCCACUCUUUUAUUGCCUCUCGUUUCGUCUCUUACGGCCCCCGAUGCUCGCCCUCCGUCACGACUGGUCCUAACUCCUGAUCACCCUUUCCAAUCCCCUCCUUCUCCCUCUCGCUGCUGCCCAGCCCUUUCAAUAAUAAUUCCAAUACCGAUCUCGACGCUUGUGCUGGCUGGAUCUACUCGAAGACUUCGGGUCUCCUGUUUAUAAUACCUCGACUUUCUGUUCCUUCGGGCUCCUCGUCGAAACUUCAUUCGUUUGCUUAUCUGUAUUUCCUUUACCGGUUAUCGCUCACGGUAUCGAUCGACUGCGGUAGUCCCUCGUGACAGGUGGAGGCUCAAGCUUUCAGUCCAAGAAUCGAUUGAUCAUAUAAUUCUCAGAGAACACACCAUACAUACGCACCCCCAUUUCGAUUUAUCCAUUACGUGAAAUGACGACCACUCUUUGCACGACGCCCAACUCUCCGCCGGAGUUGUCCGGCUCCAAAUCCUCCAAAUCUUCCUCCUUCCAUUCUUCCUCCCAACUCUCCGGCCCCGACGGCAUCUUCACCGACAUCUCCAACUUUGAAGACAUUGGUCUCGAGGACGAUGCCGACCUCUCCUAUAUGAAUGGUGGUGCCGCCCAAUACGGUCGAGCCGGUGGCAUUGCACGGUCCUCCACGGCUAGAUUACACGGGAAGAGCGCCGUGACCACCACCACCCGAGAUCUCACAUCCACCCCUAAACAAAGGGCGCCAUUUCCGCCAUUGCAAGGUCAGGUCAACGGGGCUCUGUCGUCCCAGCAGAAUCUCAAAACCCCCAAGGUCAGACCAGGGAAAAAACGGCGGGAUACAAAUGCUACCCCCCAGUCGAGUCCGCUGCAGGUCGCUCAACCUCGCCGUUCGCGAUCGACAUCGCCGCUGCGUCCCUUGUCCGCCUCCCCGUCUACUCAGAGCUUGUCCCCAUCGCCCGCUCGAACCCUCAACCGGAAACAGUCCUGGCAGCCAAACCGCAAAUCUCUCAAGGAUUUAGAGGAGGAAUACCAUGACUCGGAUGAGGAGCUACCUGAGGAUGCCAGCCUGUGGAACGUCCCGAUCUCGCCCCGGCCGAUGCAGGACCGCCCUAUCUCGCGCGCUACCAGUCCAGAUGGCCGAAGUCCCGGUCCUCGUCCACUGCCCUUGUCGCACACGGGUUCAGAAAACGGUGUCCCUUUGGCAUCACCCAAGUCUCGCGGUCCGUCUCGGUCAAGACAAUCGCUGCGGUCGAGUUCUGCAGGUCCUGAAAGGGGUCAGAUCUCUCCCCGCAACCCACGGGUCUACUCCUAUAAUACGGCGAUGUCUGAUCUGUCGGAAGAGGCAAAGAUUAUUACCGAAGCGUUGGAACACCAUGCGGAUGAGAACGUUCGCAGAAAGGGCGAGAAUUUGCAGAGCGGUCGGUCCUCUUUGAGCUCGAAUGGAGACUCGAAGCGGGGAUCAAAGGGCCCCAUUGAGCUCCCCCCACUGCAAAAAUCCAACAUCAUGAUUGAUCCGUUGCCCAUCAGCAAAGAGAAAGAGAAGGUGUUGUCGAGAACACGGCCCAGCUGGCUUCCUCCGAAAGACCAGAAGGAAGAGAAGAAGCAUUUGAAGGAGUAUAAGAAAAUGAUGGCUCAGUCGCGUGAAGCUGACAAACGAAAAGCCGCUCAGGCCGCCUCUGCUCAAUGUGAGAAGGAUAACACCCGCGAAACGCUGCAAAAUAUCUGGGACGAAUACGUGUACCCCAACUGGGAUCGAGUUAUCAGCGAGCCCCGCACACGAGAACUAUGGUGGCGGGGUAUUCCCCCUCGAAGCAGAGGAACAACAUGGCAGCGUGCCAUCGGCAAUGAACUAUCUCUGUCCGAAGAGACGUACAAGAAGGCACUGCAAAGGGCCAAGGAUGUGCGCACAGCUGACGGAGAUGCGGGUGAAAGCAACAAGAGAAUGAGAGAUUGGUUUGAUGCUAUCCAAGUCGAUGCGUCGAAAGCAUUCCCGGAUUUGAAUCUGUUCCAAGAAGGAGGUCCGUUGCGCGAUACAUUGAUUGAUGUGCUAGAAGCGUACUCUAUGUAUCGGAGUGAUGUGGGAUACAUCUAUGGUCUUCACACCAUCGCUGCUCUCCUUGUCCUUCAAUUCCCUUCACCUGCUUCUGCUUUCCUGGCCAUGGCCAACGCGCUCAAUCGCCCAAUUGCUGUCGGCUUUCUCACCCUGGACCGAGGGGCCAUCGGUCGCACCUAUUCGCUUGCGUCUGCGACACUACGCUAUAAGUUCCCCAGCCUCGCUACUCAUCUAUACGAGACUCUGCAUCUUCCCGAUGAAGACAUUUGGGAGCCUAUGUUCCGCUCCCUUCUCACAAACGGUCUGGACUUGGAGCGCAUAAGCCGCGUCUGGGACUGCUGGGUGUUCGAGGGAGAUCGGAUCAUGAUUCGUGCUGCGGUCGCGAUUCUGGGCUCCUUGCAGUCUCAACUUACAGGGUUUACCACGCCGGAUGACCACAGUCGUAUCACAGUCAAAAACAUUCUCGGAUGGGGUCCUCGCCAUCUCGGAGCCAAGUCUAAGGACCGCCACAGUGCUCCUGCAGCUCCGGCAACUGGUUUUGGCGGUGGUCAAUUCGCCAAUGCCGUCGGUGACUACUGGGUUCUCACCUCUGCAGGUGACGAGGAUGGUUUCAUGAGCGAAGUCAGGGAAGCAGGCAAAGUGCGGUCCUAGCUUCCAAAAUACGCUAUAUAUUCGACUGUCUGUCAGUCUGUUGUCUUGAUGACCCCCCUGUAUCUUACUCUUUUGAGAGAUCUCUUUCCUUACUCUUUUUCUUCUCUGGACAUAUUUACCAGACGGGUUUGAAGAAUACCCGAACCUGGCUAUAAUGGCUUUUUUUUUUCGAGACCACCUUUGAUUCACUCGUUGAUUGACUACGUGUAUUAUUUUUAUUUCAUGUGCUUUUUUCUCUUCUGACAG
Messenger RNA from Aspergillus wentii DTO 134E9, 2990 nucleotides. RefSeq names its product putative TBC domain protein. Bases 480 to 2744 code for a protein of 754 amino acids. Gene Ontology annotation, biological process: activation of GTPase activity. The record is from RefSeq and is a predicted model, not a curated record. Gene Ontology annotation, molecular function: GTPase activator activity. The transcript has 3 exons. NCBI's taxonomy places the organism in Eukaryota, Fungi, Ascomycota, Eurotiomycetes, Eurotiales, Aspergillaceae.